Molecule: messenger RNA, 789 nt
Organism: Serendipita indica DSM 11827
Lineage: Eukaryota; Fungi; Basidiomycota; Agaricomycetes; Sebacinales; Serendipitaceae
Source: the annotation of a GenBank genome assembly
AUGGAUCCCAACGAAGAUACCGAGUUCAAUGACGCGCUCAGAAAGUACGGGAUCCUACCAGCAAAAAAAGAGAGAACACCUACACCUUCACCUCCCCCAUCUCCAUCUCUCGUCGCCAAACUCGAUGAGAAGACGACAGACGAGAUUGACGAGCUCCUCCAAGACGGGAAUGAUUCCGAGACGGAGAGGAUAAUGCUUGCAUAUCGCGAGAAACGUUUAAAGGAGAUGAAGAAAGAGCAAAAACUGCAUCGAUUUGGAGAUCUGCUGCCCAUCUCGCGAGACGAUUAUACGCGCGAAGUGGCAGAUGCGAGUAAAGUCGAUGAGCCCGGGAAAGAGCCAGGAAGUGGAACAGGUGUUGUAUGCUUCUUGUACAAGGAAGGUGUCCACCCACCGAGUGUACGCUUGACUGCACAGCUACGAGAUCUUGCCUCUCGAUAUCCUCGCACAAAGUUUACUGCAAUUGUCGGGAACAAGUGCAUACCAAACUAUCCUGAUAGCAUGCUACCCACCUUGAUACUUUACCGUGGAGGGACUAUCAAGGAACAGCUAGUCGCUUGGGGUGCAAAGACUGAGGGUUCGAUACAAGAAUUGGAGGCAGUUCUAAUACACCAUGGCAUCCUCGAUCCCACCCAGUUUACUCAGCGUCCCAAGUCGCCAACAGACGAGACGACGAGGAAGAAAGCGACAAGCCCACUUCCAAAAUACGGUCCAGCGAAAAGAAGGGUGACGAUUCUGACUCCGACUUUGACUUGUAAUUCUUUCCCUUGGUGCAACGCUGCUGAUAUAUAA